Messenger RNA from Ilex paraguariensis (yerba mate), 607 nucleotides. Lineage: Eukaryota; Viridiplantae; Streptophyta; Magnoliopsida; Aquifoliales; Aquifoliaceae. The record is from the annotation of a GenBank genome assembly.
GUUUGAUACAUUUACACACAGCCCAGUGUCCAGAUAUCUUUAGCUCAACUCAGCAUUUUCAGCUGUCUAUUGUUUUCAUGUACCCAGUGAUAUGAAGCUCCUGUUAUGCCACAUGUAUCCUCAAUUAUUGUUCAUUUAUCUUCAUUUUUCACUCCCUUCGGUUGGCAGCCAGGAAUGGUAACAACUGAUCUACUCAUGUCCGGUGCUACCACAAAGCAGGCCAAGUUUUUCAUUAAUGCCUUGGCAGAACCCGCAGAAGUGGUUGCAGAGUACCUUGUCCCAAGCAUCAGAUCCAUCCCCACAAAUGGUUCAACAAAGCCCACUUACAUUCGCUUUCUGACGGGAUUGAAAGCCUACUCCCACAUAUUCUCAAGACUCGCUUUUGGCGCUAGAAGAAACCGAUAUUUGCUUGAAGAUUGAGGAUGCUCGAAGAUGAACUAAUCUUUUAGAUGUCAUUUUUUUAUCACAAAUUUUGCUUCAAAUGCAUCUCUGGGGAUUACUUAAAAUAAGACCUUCAUGUGUAAAUGCAUGCAAUGUUACUGCAUUGUAGUUGUACAGUGCCAUCGAUUGUUGCAAACAUUUUCAUCUCAUCUCUGUUAUUAUCUCG